This is a messenger RNA of Daldinia vernicosa, 2105 nucleotides long. RefSeq lists its product as uncharacterized. The annotation marks the transcript as partial. Lineage: Eukaryota; Fungi; Ascomycota; Sordariomycetes; Xylariales; Hypoxylaceae. The record is from RefSeq and is a predicted model, not a curated record. The transcript is spliced from 2 exons.
GUUCGUAUAACUAAGAAAUAUUACCUAUCUUAAAUCUUAUAGCCUACAAUAUGAUAAAUCCAAUCGGGGUAUAAGAGGAAUAACACGCUUCGCGUCGUAAUAUGCAUCAAGCCCAGAGCACACUAAUUUUCAGCUCAGCUGAGGCUGAACUUGACCCGAGUUGAUACCAAUGUGGUAGAUUUUCUAUCAUCCUCUCUUUGGUAUAUAACUAUUUAUAAGAAACCGCGGCACAAUGGCAUCGACAGGUUCAUACUACUCGGCUAUUGACAUCAUCACGUUUAUUGGUAUUCCCUUAGCCGUCCUUGGCGUAUUGCCUAUCCUAUACAACACCGUCGCGACGCUAGCCGCCCUAUCUAAGAUUAAGCGUAUGCUUAGACACGGUCGCUUAACGGCAUUAACACGCAGCGAUGUGGUGAAUCGAGUAAUCGAGGUGGAACUUCCAAGAUAUGCCGUCACGCCAUGUGACCGUUUUGAAGAGACUGAGCUAUACUGGCGGCCCUCUCGGCAACCUAGCUCCAUCCCCGGCGGAUCGUGGACUACAUUUAACUGGCAGACUCGCGCUAUCGGCGCUAAAACUCAGCGUGUGGAAUACGCGGACCAGCUCCGACAACCACAGGUCGACGUAGCAUUUGACAAACUCGUCGCCUAUCUACUCGACCUAGGUGCCAUCCCUGACGCGCACGGCUGGAAACUGUUACGUUCGACAGGGCUAUGGACUCCUACAGGUUGCUCAUUAAUGAAGUCGCCCGAUAGGCAGCAUGAGGCAUUGACCAUCGCUCCUCUGGACGAUUCCGAUGGCCAUCUAUCUCUUAAGGUGAAUUGGUCAUCGUAUUGGACAACUCGGGAUUUCUCUUCCCUACCCCCGUAUUGGAUAAGCCUUCCACCACCUCAACUAGAACCAUCUGAGAUCACUGAAAGUGUUGAUCCCGAUGAGACACCCCCUGUAGCUCAGGGAGAGGUUGCGGACGGUGAUACGGAAGAAGCUAAGGAGAAAGGGCAUAGUAGCUUACAUAAAGAAUCUCUCGACUCGAUCCAGAGGCAGUCUGAGAAAAACACUAGAGCAACUAUAACAUGCCAGAUAUCUGUUGACGGCCUAAUCUCCGCGAAGAGCCAGGGGGACGGGGCCUUGCUAUCAUCUAUUGAUUUACGAAGCCUUUAUAUUGAGCAUCUUCGGAUUCGCCCUGGCAAGACCGAUGGUAUUUGGUUUUCCAGCGUUGCGACAGCUUAUGGGACUACGAGCCAAACCGUGCUAUGGAACUACAAGAUCCCCGAUGAGAUCCUUACCUUUGCCCGGCGGGACAGCAUGCCCUGCGGAGUGCUCGUGCUACUAGGCGUUGUGGAUGAGUCCCAGACGCCUGAAUGGGCUACUAACUAUAACGUACAAGAAGAGGAUCGAGAGCUAUUCUAUAGACGCAGUGCCGACCAUCGCGUCGCUGUAAUGGCCGAGUUAAAGAUGGCCCCUCCCCAGAGGGAAAUCGCCAUUCAAGAGCGGACGCGAAGGGAGAUGAACCAGAAUAUGCAAGACAUGCGCGACCGUUCAAGGCUCGAGAACCAGCGUCGCGAAGCGCGCACAUCCGAGGCGCUGCAGAGCCCAAAGUGGGACACGAAACUUGUAGCAGAGCAUAAUCUGCACUGGCUCAAGCAGAACAAAGAGCGUGCAAUCGCUAGCGGUGUCAGCAUCGAUUCCAACCUAACUCUUAGGGAUGUCGUGGGCUCGCUACUACAUCGGAUGAUCCUCGAUGGUCAAUUCGCCUCGUCGAUUUGCAAGAUGCUCGAUCUGUGGAAAUCAUGGGCAGAUAACGGCGGCAUGAGGAGGUCUGAUUUAGAAACGUUGCGUAAAGAUCAAGUUACGUUUGCCUUGGCUAGUUUUCUAGUUGCCCUGAUCAAGGAUACUUCUACGGCGCAUGAGGGCACGCUGUCGUUGGAUUUGCAGGAAUGUUUGCGGAUGUGGAAGAUUGUAAGGCUAGGAUGAAAAUCGCUAGGGGGGGGACCGCCCAGUAAGGGCUGUACACAUUCGCCAUUUAUCUUCUUGGUGUACAAUUAUAGCAUGUCGACUUAAAGGUGGAUAGUUUCGAAGGGAUGGAGUUGAGAUCAAUAGACAAACA